Messenger RNA from Daucus carota subsp. sativus, 2765 nucleotides. Its product is annotated as probable ADP-ribosylation factor GTPase-activating protein AGD14. Lineage: Eukaryota; Viridiplantae; Streptophyta; Magnoliopsida; Apiales; Apiaceae. The transcript is spliced from 11 exons. The record is from RefSeq and is a predicted model, not a curated record. Gene Ontology annotation, molecular function: GTPase activator activity. Bases 30 to 2009 code for a protein of 659 amino acids.
UUUAAUUCACAUUUUAAUUAUUUCCAAAAAUGCUGACCAGAAAAGCAGAAGAGCGAAAUGAGAAGAUCAUACGUGGCCUCAUGAAGCUGCCACCUAAUCGACGAUGUAUCAACUGUAACACUGUGGGACCGCAGUUUGUUUGCACAGAUUUCUGGACAUUUGUUUGCAUGAAUUGCAGCGGCAUACAUCGCGAGUUUACACACCGUGUGAAGUCCGUGUCUAUGUCAAGGUUUACUUCCCAGGAAGUUGAAGCUCUGCAAAGAGGAGGCAAUCAGCGUGCAAGGGAGAUAUUUUUGAAUGAUUGGGAUCCACAAAGGCAUAGAUUUCCUAAUGGCAGCAAUGCAGAUAAAGUUCGGGAAUUCAUAAAGAAUGUCUAUGUCCACGGGAAAUAUGCUGCAGGAAAGACAUCUGAGAAACCUCCGAGAAUUUUGCAGGACCUUCAAAGUCCCGAGGAUAUUUCUAGAAGAGCCAGCUCAUAUCAUUUCUACUCCCAAAGCCCACCAUAUGAUUACCAAUAUGAAGAAAGGGGAUAUGGAAAACAAGCAUUUGCUCUCGUCAGAAAAGCUGGUUCUGACCGAGGCCUUAAAACCUCUGGUUCCUUUAGUCCCAGUCGUAUUGCGGGUGCUGCUAAUGAGGAAAACUUUGUUGAUGAGUAUUCUAAUUCAAGAUCUACAAACUAUUCUACUUCUACUGCAAGUAGCCCUUAUAGGUCAAGUAACCAAUCACCUUCCACUCAGAGCAGCAUCAAGUUCAGUAGCUCUUCCGAUGAAACUUUUAGAGAACGUGUAAAUGCCUGGAAUCAGAAAGCGAAUACUUUUUCAGACACAGACUCCAGUCUAGAUAGGGGCAGAGCUUCAUCUUUGCAGAGGACAACAUCAAACAGCAGUUUUGCAUCAUUUAGCAGCAGCUUCAUGCCCUUCAGUUCAGCAAAUUCUGAGAACGACUCAGGAACAAGAAAAGUUUCUGGAACCCGUUCUAAAUUAAAUACAUUUCUUUCUUUACCAAGUUCUACGGUAUCUAGGAAUCGUGAUAGCCCUGACCUCUUUGAUACUGUGUUUGCUUCCCAAACUGUUACCCAUUCCACUACAGACUCUGAUUUGUUUCACUCCCAUGAAACUUCAUCAAAUUUACCCUUAGAUUUGUUUCAGCCAUCUUCCAUGUCUUUGAUUUCAACUGCUAGCUGUCUGGAACUGUCUCCAGCAUCUCAAGCAUUAUCUUCAGAUGAGAAGGCAUCAAUGGCAACUUUGAAUCAGAAGUCAUCGGAUCUAGUUAACCAACAAAACGGGAGAUGGGCAACAUUUGAUGGACCUCAGAAUAUGGAGCCUUGUCAAGGCAGUCAGAGUUUUACCGUUACCUCUUCCACUUCAGACUCUGACAUGUUUAAGUCUCCUGAAAUUGCACCAAAUAUACCUUUAGAUUUGUUUCAACCAUCUUCCAUGUCUUUGAUUUUAACUUCAAGCUGUCUGAAACUGUCUUCAGCAUCUCAACCAACAUCUUCAGAUCAGAAGGCGUCAAUGCCAACUUUGAAUGAGGAGUCAUCGGAUCCAGUUAACCAACAAAAUGGUAGAUGGGAAACAUUUGCUGGACCUCAGAAUGCGGAGGCUGGUCAAGGCAGUCACUGUUUUACUGGAGCAGAAAUAACUUAUAAUGAGGGAGGUUCCGUAAGUAAUACCAACCAGCACUUGUUCCAAAAUACAAAUCAGCAGUGGAAUGCCUUUUAUGAUUACAGUGCUCAGGUGACUUAUUCCUCAAUGCCUAUACACUGGCAUGGAAGUCAGCACAACAGUGUCAGCCUUCCUUCUGGGAACAAUCAGGCCGGAGCACUGCUAAGUACAACUAACAGAAAAUCUACAAACCCAUUUGAUAUUGCUUAUGAAUCUGAUGCUGAGCUUAGCAACAUGUUUCCAGGAAUGAGUUCAAUGCAAGGUGCGUUACCGAAUAGCCAGAUGCCAAUUGCCUAUAGUCAGUGGCGGAUACAGGAUUUAGUGAAUGGUGUGUCACACAUUUAACAUAUGUAGAGAAAAUUCAGUGUGACAUUUUAACGAACACUUUGUAGUCUCUAAUUUUUCUUUUUCAAAUUACGAUUUCUAAACAAUCUAAAAUUAUGAGUAUCAUAGAGGAGAAUUUUAGAGAUGAAUCAUAUCAAGAACUUAAAAUUUUAGAGUGAAAAAAAUAUAUUGAUAGAGAAGUUUGACAGAGGUAGUAACAUACUGGAUAUAUUAUGUAUACAUCAGUAAGCAUAUGACAUAUGAAUGUAAAAAAAAAAAUUGAAAAAAAAAAAUAAUGAUAGGUCACUUGCCCUACCUUUAGCACCCGUGCAUCCGCCACUGCCUAUAGUGGUGGUGCGACUGGUUUUUGGUUUACCCAGAAUUCAGGGGCAACAUAUGUUCCUCCUGGGCCACAAGGUACCUUCGGACUAUAUGGAGAGCCAGUACAAAACACACAACAAGCGAGUGUUCCAUCAAAAGGGUCUGGAGCUCCUGUUGGAGGAAAUCCUUUUGCAUAGGGUUCAUUGCUCUUAUUUGUUCUCCCAAAGUUGGUAUCAUUGCCAAUACAUUCCAUUUCCCGUAGCAAAGAAUCACAAGUAAAGUGUCCUCAACAGAACAAAAUUUGAAGAUAGACACUGUCCUGGGUUCUUAGAGCAACUUGUAUGUACUGUUCUGGGCAUCGGCACCUUGUAUAAGAUCCCAAUUUAAGGCUCCUGGUCGUACUCGUUUUAUAUAUGAAGGUCAGUUUCUGGUCGAUUUGAUGAGUAUAUAGUUAUA